CUCCAAAAGAACACCGUUUGAUCAUCCAUUCAGUUAGUUUACAAACAAAGCUCGGCGACUGUGGAGUGGAUCGCGCGCUGCCCAAUAUUUAGAGAUAGAGCAAGAGCGCCUCCUGCCUAGCCCCCCAGCAAAUUGACGGUUUACGUAAGCUUCAUUUAUUAGAGCGCAAAACAUCAAUCAAAUGCGUCUGCUGGUGAAAUACGCGAAUAGGCUGCUCUGCCAGACUGCAGCACCGGUUCCGCUCCGCCAGAAGGCUUCGGCAGCGGCAACCGGUUCCCUAAAAUUGGCAACAAGUGCGCAAACGGAGCCGGAGAGAGCCAACAAACAGGACUCGCCGCUGACAGACACGUUUGGGCGACACCACACCUAUUUGCGGAUUUCACUCACGGAACGCUGCAAUUUGCGCUGUGACUACUGCAUGCCCGCGGAUGGAGUGCCCUUGCAGCCCAAGGAUAAGCUGUUGACCACCGAGGAAAUACUUCGUCUGGCACGCAUCUUUGUGGAGCAGGGAGUUCGCAAGAUACGUCUCACGGGCGGCGAGCCCACUAUCCGUCGGGACAUUGUCGAUUUGGUGGCAGAGAUGAAGGCCUUGCCGCAGCUGGAGCAUGUGGGCAUCACCACAAACGGCCUGGUGCUGACACGUCUGCUGCUACCAUUGCAAAGGGCCGGGCUGGACUCGCUCAACAUUAGUCUGGACACACUGCAGAAGGAUCGCUUCGAGAAGAUUACCAGGAGGAAGGGCUGGGAACGGGUAAUUGCUGGCAUCGACCUGGCCGUGCAGCUGGGCUACCGCCCAAAGGUAAACUGCGUGCUGAUGCGCAACUUCAACGAGGACGAAGUCUGCGACUUUGUGGAGUUCACCAGAGAUCGGCCCGUGGACGUUAGGUUCAUCGAGUACAUGCCCUUCUCCGGCAACAAAUGGCACACAGACAGGCUGAUCUCGUUCAAAGAGACGGUGGAGCUGAUUCGCCAACGAUGGCCCGAGUUUGAGGCACUGCCAAAUGGGCCAAACGACACAUCCAAGGCGUUUGCAGUGCCGGGCUUCAAGGGACAGGUGGGUUUCAUCACCUCCAUGACAGAGCAUUUCUGCGGCUCCUGCAAUCGGCUGAGGCUCACCGCAGAUGGCAACAUCAAGGUGUGUCUGUUUGGCAACAAGGAGUUCUCGCUGCGGGAUGCCAUGCGGAGCAACGUGUCCGAGGAGGAUCUGGUGGAUCUAAUCGGAGCCGCAGUGCGACGCAAGAAACGACAGCAUGCAGUACUCACAUUUUCAGCAUUCUCCCCCAGGCAUGCUGAACCUCUCGCAGAUGGAAAAUCGCCCAAUGAUACUGAUAGGCGGCUAGCAGACACCAGUCGCCCAUCUACCAUUGCAAGUGCUGCACUGUUCCACCAUCAUCUUCAUUCUCAUCGUUCACAGCUGCUCCAGGCAGCCCGCCAUUGCAGCAGCCUCAGCCACGUCAAUGCCCAGGGCAAGGCCCAAAUGGUGGAUGUCGGCGAGAAGCCAACCAGCAUGCGACUGGCCCAAGCAGAAGCCACCGUUCUGGUGGGGGAGCGGCUCACGCAGCUCAUUGCAGCCAACGAGCUGGCCAAGGGCGAUGUCCUGAGUGUGGCUCAACUGGCGGGAAUAAUUGGAGCCAAACGCACAUCAGAGCUGAUUCCCCUAUGCCACAACAUACCGCUGUCCUCGGUUAAGGUGCAGGCUCAACCCUUGGCCAACGAGCAGUGCGUGCGGCUGGAGGCUUCUGUGCGCUGCACCGGCCAGACGGGCGUCGAAAUGGAGGCCCUAACAGCCGUCUCCAUUGCUGCCCUCACUGUCUAUGACAUGUGCAAGGCCGUGUCCCACGACAUCUGCAUCACCAACAUCCGUUUGCUGAGGAAGUCCGGCGGCAAGCGUGACUAUCAGCGCCGGGAGCAGUCCUGAGAAGCAUUCCAAUAAAGCACCAGACGAGUGGUUCAUAUUCUGUUA
This is a messenger RNA of Drosophila guanche, 1963 nucleotides long. It is a transcript of the gene Mocs1, whose product is annotated as molybdenum cofactor biosynthesis protein 1. Gene Ontology annotation, molecular function: GTP 3',8'-cyclase activity; 4 iron, 4 sulfur cluster binding; metal ion binding. Gene Ontology annotation, biological process: Mo-molybdopterin cofactor biosynthetic process. NCBI's taxonomy places the organism in Eukaryota, Metazoa, Arthropoda, Insecta, Diptera, Drosophilidae. The coding region runs from base 182 to 1918 and encodes 578 amino acids. The transcript is spliced from 5 exons. The record is from RefSeq and is a predicted model, not a curated record.